AAAUUUCAGUGCGGUUAUUGUUAUCCCACGAUUGGGCGUUACAUAACCUUAAAAUUCCCCACCGGUUAUAGAAAUGCUCAUUAAUCGAGUUUGGGGGCUGUUUAGGCGGCAUAAUUGUCGCUUAGUGCCAAAAACCUACAAUUUUAGGUUAAUUUCGAACACAGCCCCCCCAAAAGACAAAGUUGAGGAUCUCGAUGCGCCUGUUAAAUACACAACAAGUCCGGCUAGAUUUUGGAAAGCUAGCACGACUCGUAAGGGUGGCAUAAAUGCCAGACUUUGGUAUGAGCCCUAUGUGAUCCUAGCCAGCAUUUCCGUAUUUAUGGUUUAUUUUACGAUGCUUCGGGAAGAGAAUGACAUCGAUGUGGAAUUGACGCGCUCGUUGUAUAGUAGAAUUGAGGGUUUGGAGGAACAUCAACUAAAAUUGUCGCUAGAAUAUAACCGGGAACAUAACCUUGAUACUAGUGCGAUUAUACAAAGAUUAAAAGAACUGGAGUUAGAAAAACAACAAAAGUGAUGUAAUUUAUAACAAUAAAGACGUAAACAAACA
Messenger RNA from Tribolium castaneum (red flour beetle), 547 nucleotides. RefSeq lists its product as uncharacterized. NCBI's taxonomy places the organism in Eukaryota, Metazoa, Arthropoda, Insecta, Coleoptera, Tenebrionidae. Bases 74 to 514 code for a protein of 146 amino acids. The transcript has 2 exons. The record is from RefSeq and is a predicted model, not a curated record.